GGACCGCCAUGGCGUCCGUCCUGCGAAACAAGAGCCUCGUGUCCUUCAUGCUGCGCUUCCAGCACGGACUGCCGCAUGCGACGCAAAGCUUUCACGCGCUUGCCACCGACGUCGGUGUGCACCCUAUGCUGUGCGACGACCCGGAACUGCCCGCCGCCUUCUUGACCAACCUUCCCGCCUCGUCUCUCGCGACCGAGUACAUGCAGCGGUACCUUGCCGCUUCGCCAGAGUGCCAGGAUGCCAUCCCUAGCUCGUGGCUCUUCCUCGACGACCAACUGUCGGCGCUGCCGCUGCACCUCGCGAUCCUUGGCGGCCACGUAGCACACGUCCGGCACUACUUGGCCUUUGCGCCGCACUGGGUCACGCCCGGUGCGCUCACGCUCGCUGCCGCCUGCGGCCACCUCUCGUUGCUGCAGCUUUUGGCGACGCACCUUCCCAUACCGUCUGCAGCCAUGGACCUGGCUGCGACCAACGGUUUUCUCGACAUCGUACGAGACUGCCAUGCCGCCGGCGUGGUUGAGACGCAGCAAGCCAUCGACGGUGCAUCAGCCAACGGCCACGUCGACGUCGUCACGUUCUUGCACCAACAGUGCGGCGCCGUUUGCAGCCGUGACGCGCUCCUGGCUGCCAUUGCCCACGUGCAUGUGGACGUCGUGCUCUACCUCGUCACAUCGGCUCGCCUUGACAUCAGUACUACCAUCGAGCCUUGGAAUGAGCUGUGGGACGGGGCAGCGUAUCGGUCGGCGGCGCCGGGCGAUCCAUUGUCGAUGCUCCAGCUGCUUUGCGACCACGGCGUUGAGGACAUCUCGGAGAACUUGGUGACCGCAGCCAUUGAGCGCCACGGCCGCACUGCGCUCCAGUUCAUUUUGGACAAGACGAUGCUGGACAUGGCCACACCGAGUUUGCUGCACACGGUCAUUCGCCUCCGAGACAAGGACUGCAUUGCGCUCGUGCUACGCGCCGUCGCGGGCGCCAACGACCAAUCUCUGACUCACCCGAGUCUCUUGUGGACGAUGGAGGACGCGCCGCCGUCGACGCCAUGGCAGCCGACCGGUGAUUGGUCGCCGAUGCCGUGGCGCGACAGUGCGAUGGACGUGGCGGCUCGCGUCGGCGACCUGUCGACGUUGCAGCUGCUCCAGAAUCUGGGUCUCGACCUCUGCACGACGCGCGCCAUGGACAACGCGUGCGCUCACGGCCACUUGGAGAUUGCGCAAUGGCUACAGGCGCACCGCACAGAAGGUGGCACCGCAAACGCGCUGACACAGGCCGCGGCGAACGGUCAUGUGUCGGUUGUCCGCUGGCUCCUCGACCACCGGCCUCUUGUCGCUGGAAUGGACGAGGAAGCAUGUCGUAUUUCCGAUGCUUGCGUGGUCGCGGCCGCCCGGAACGGACACCUCCAAGUGCUGUUGCUGCUACACGCGGUUCCGUCGACGACAGCAGCCAUGGACGCCGCGGCGAGGGAGGGCCACUUGGACGUGGUGCAGUAUUUACAGCUGCACCGGACCGAAGGCUGCUCGGACGACGCGUUCUUCGAUGCGCUCAACGGCCAGCACGACGCUGUCUUUGCGUUUGUGGUCAAAACGUACGGCCACGUCGUCGAGGAUCGCGACCGCCUCUACGUGCGCAUGGCAAACCUCGGGCGCAUCGACCUUCUCGAGCUUGUUUUGGCGCAUGUGCCCCAUGCAACGAGCAAGGUUCUCCAAGAGAUGAUGCUGCUCCAUGCUGCGGCAGCAGGCAACGUAGCCCUGCUGCAGUGGCUCCACGAAACCAAGCAGUUUGCGUGGACGUCCCAUGUGCUUGACACGGCGCGCGACCGCAAGCAGCGCAAGGUCGUCGCGUACUUGACGACGUCGGCGGGCCCGGAAGCCAUCUCGGCUCUGUCCGACGACCAAGCGCAGUUUGCUUUGCACGUAGAUUUGUAAGAAAGACUAUGUAUCAACUUGAAACAUUUGGAAA
This is a messenger RNA of Saprolegnia diclina VS20, 1956 nucleotides long. RefSeq lists its product as hypothetical. The transcript has a single exon. Gene Ontology annotation, molecular function: protein binding. NCBI's taxonomy places the organism in Eukaryota, Oomycota, Saprolegniomycetes, Saprolegniales, Saprolegniaceae. The coding region runs from base 9 to 1922 and encodes 637 amino acids. The record is from RefSeq and is a predicted model, not a curated record.